AUGGCCGUCCUCGUUCCAGCCAUCGGUCUAUCCCGACCUCUUCGACUGGCAGUGUUCGCUGCUGUCGUCGUCUGCCUGGUCCUCUGGUGGCCUCUCUCAGAGACCGGCGGCCUAACCAACCUCGUCAUCACCAAACAAGGUUCCAAAGCACAACGAGCCGUACUGGAAUACAUUAAUCCGUUAAUUGGAACUACCAAUGGAGGUCAUGUGUUUCCUGGCGCAUCAUUGCCAUACGGAAUGGCCAAGGCCUGCGCGGACACGGACUCUAGAGCCGAGAACGCGGCUGGCUGGGUAUCUGAUAACUCCAAGAUAACCGGGUUCUCUCAUUUGCAUGAUUCUGGAACUGGGGGUUCAUCAUCUCUAGGCAAUUUCCCUCUGUUCCCUCAUCCCGGCUGCCCCAACGAUGAUUACCUGGCCUGCAACUUCACGACGGAAUCAAGAAGCCUUUUUCGCGUGAAUGACUCUGUUGUGGCCCGUCCAGGCUACUUUUCUGUCAACCUUACCAACACUGUCGGUGCAGAGAUGACGGCCAGUGAGCGAACAACUCUUUUCCGCUUCAACUUCUCACCAAACAACACCGUAUCCUACGAAAACGCCGCUGAUCUCAACAUCGUUGAAGUCGUGAGCAGCCCGUUGAUUCUUAUUGACCUCACGGACAUUGCCCAGAGCAGAUCUAGCGGGGGCAUCCAAGUGUAUGAGUCUGGCCGUGUCAUUGGCGAAGGCACUUUCAGACCUUCAUUUGGUCAAGAUAGCUACAGGGCAUUCUUCUGCGCCGACUUUCGGGGCGCUCCGAUACGAAAAUCUGGUGUUUUUGAGGGCGACGACCCACGCGAUACGGACAAGUACCUUGCGGAGUUUACUCGCGGCAUUCACAACCCCACCGGUGCCGCUGGCGCGUGGCUGCAGUUCGAUCGUCCUACGAAUAACCAAAUCCUUGCCAGAGUCGGCCUCUCUUUUAUCUCUGUCAAAAAAGCUUGCAAAAAUGCAGAGAACGAUAUCCCCAAUUUCGACUUUGACGGCACUGUGCGUGCUGCGGAAUCAAUUUGGGCCGACAAGCUCUCAGCGGUUGAUGUUAGCACAGAAGGCGUCAGUGAAGACAUCAAGACUGUAUUUUGGUCGGGUCUGUAUCGAAGUCUGCUGUCACCGCAGAACUACACUGGCGAGAACCCGUUAUGGGAGUCGUCUGAACCGUACUUCGACUCGUUCUACUGCAUUUGGGACUCUUUUCGAGCCCAGCAUCCACUACUGACUAUUAUAGACCCAGAAGCUCAAACACAGAUGGUUCGAACACUGGUGGAUAUAUUCAGAUUUGUUGGAAAGCUUCCGGACUGCAGAAUGUCAUUCUGCAAGGGGUUCAGCCAAGGAGGCUCGAACGCGGAUAUCGUGAUUGCAGAUGCGUAUUUGAAAAAUAUUACCAAUGGGGUUGACUGGAAGACCGCAUACGAGGCCGUGGUUUCUGAUGCCGAAGUGGCGCCGCAGCAUUUUGGCGUAGAAGGCCGCGGUAAUCUGCAAAGCUGGUUCGGUUUGGGAUACAUUGCAGAGGACCAUAUGGACCGAGUAUCGACGGGUCCGCAUAGCAGGUCCGUUUCUCGGACCGUCGAGUACGCCUACGACGAUUUUUGUAUCGCCGAAAUGGCCCAAGGACUUGGCCACAAGGAAGACUUUGAAAAAUACAUGCAGCGCAGCGCCAACUGGCAGAACCUCUGGAAUCCGGCCCAAGAAGACAUUAUCCAAGACAAGGACAAUCAGGAGGUGGGGCGGACAAAGUACACGGGGUUUCUGAUGCCGAAGUUGAUGAAUGGCUCGUUUACGUACCAGAACACGCGCAUCUGUUCGCCCAACACUGAACAGCAUCUCUGCUACUUCGAUACGGCACAGGCGACAUACGAGGGCUCACCCUGGCUGUACUCGUUCUUUGCACCGCAGGAUAUGGCAACCUUGAUCAAUCUAAUGGGAGGUCGGGAUGCGUUUGUCGACAGGCUCGAAUACUACCACGGCGGCAACAUCGUCUACAUGGGCAAUGAACAGGCAUUCCUUACCGUGUUCCAGUUCCAUUACGCGGGUAGACCCGGCCUCAGCUCCCGCACCACACGGAGCUACAUUCCUUCACAGUUCAACGCCACGAUCAAUGGCAUCCCGGGCAAUGAUGACUGCGCCAUGGGGGCUUUCAGCGCGCUUGCCAUGAUGGGGUUCUUCCCCGUCGCGGGGCAGGACGUGUACCUCGUCAUACCGCCCUUCUUCCCCGAGGUGCGGCUUAAGAGCCGGGGGGCCAAGCCCGCUGUUAUCCGAAAGGUCGCAAAGGAUGACAGAGAGCUCGCCGAGGGCAUAUACAUACAGAGCGCCACUCUGAACGGAAGACCAUACACAAAGAAUUGGAUAAAUCACGAAUUCUUCUACGAGGGCGGUGUAUUGGAACUCACUGUCGGCUCGAAGGAGAGCAACUGGGGCACUAGAGAGGAGGAUGUGCCACCCAGCUAUGCAGCGACACCAAAAAAGGUAGCGCCAACCCGAACCCAGGGUUGA
Molecule: messenger RNA, 2523 nt
Organism: Colletotrichum orchidophilum
Lineage: Eukaryota; Fungi; Ascomycota; Sordariomycetes; Glomerellales; Glomerellaceae
Product: glycosyl hydrolase family 92
Exons: 6
Coding region: 1-2523 (840 amino acids)
Biological process (GO): protein quality control for misfolded or incompletely synthesized proteins; protein deglycosylation; glycoprotein catabolic process
Cellular component (GO): nucleus; cytosol
Molecular function (GO): carbohydrate binding; peptide-N4-(N-acetyl-beta-glucosaminyl)asparagine amidase activity
Source: RefSeq, a predicted model, not a curated record